Molecule: messenger RNA, 2776 nt
Organism: Lampris incognitus (smalleye Pacific opah)
Lineage: Eukaryota; Metazoa; Chordata; Actinopteri; Lampriformes; Lampridae
Gene: emp1a
Product: epithelial membrane protein 1
Exons: 5
Coding region: 814-1290 (158 amino acids)
Cellular component (GO): plasma membrane
Source: RefSeq, a predicted model, not a curated record
CUUUUCCUUUUUUUUUUGUUCCCAUGUUAAAACGGGCUACUUUCGACGCGAUGUUGGCCAUCAUCAUCACCAUCACCGCCAUCAUCGUGUUUUAAGAGAGUUUGGGAGUUGGUUUAACUUUGGAUGUUAGAUCUCCGAGCGCAGACGGUGUCCAGCAACGCUUUGAAGGAUCGCAUGGGCUUUUAUUUAUUUCCGGCGUAAGAGUAAAGUUUUUUUGGGGGGGAGGGGGGUUCAAAGAAGAGGAUGAAAUAUGAAAUAUAGCGCCGCUUGGAGAGCCGAGAAGCCGCAUAUGCGUCGGAGGGCUUUGAUACGUCCGAGCUGUCGUCGCAAUCGCGCUCUUUUCGUUAGCGCGUCUUCUGCCACCCCACGGCCUAAACCCGAAUGAAGUGCGGCAGCGGCGCGCCGUCACCCCGGCCGGAAAUGCCCCUACAAGGGCACAACAUCUGGACUAUUCCUACACAUUCGUCGAAGCAAUUCGUCUCUCAGGCGAGGGAACCGUGCAAAAGUGUGCGGGUGAUCGAUUUAAAAAAAAAAAAAAAACCCAUCGAUACAGCCCUCUUCUUCUGCAGCGGCGAGCUCACGUAGGACCCAGAUGUUGAAGGUUCACUUAAAGCAGCUGGGCCAGUUCGUUGAUUUAGAGUAAACGUCGCGUCUUUGACAAGAGAGAUAACACCCUACACGAAACGCCACCCCGUCGACGGGUUAGGUUUGGGAGCUAGGAGGUAGCGUUUAGGGAAACCCUGUGUGGGAGUGAACGGGGGUGUGUUUGACAGCAGAUGGGGCCAUGCCGUUAAUGGAGAAAAGAAAGCCGCAAUGUUGAUCCUGGCCGGAAUCGUUGUUCUGCACAUUACCACCAUCAUCCUCCUGCUGGUGGCCACCAUUGAUAAUGCCUGGUGGAUGACAGGGACGGUAUCCACUGACUUGUGGGGGAGAUGGGAGCUGCGAGGCUCAGCCUGGCAUUACACCAACCUGAAAGACUACCCUGAAGACUUGCUUCAGGCAGUGCAGGCCACCUCUGUGCUGGCCUGUAUUUUUGCCAUCCUGGCCCUCUUCGUGUUUGUGGCCCAGCUGUUCACCCUGGCAAAGGGCCAGAGGUUUACCUUCUCUGGAGUGAUGCAGUUUAUUUCUUGUCUGUGCAUAAUGAUUGCAGCCUCAAUCUACACGUCAGACUUUCACAAGGGGGAGACAGAGGGAGGGUAUGGACACUCCUUUGUCCUGGCCUGGAUCUCUUUUGUCCUCUCCUUUCUUCUGGCCAUCAUCUACCUCGUCUUGCGGAAGAAGAGCGAGUAAAGGGAUGGCAGAGCGGAAGCAAGAUUGCUGUCUGUUAGAAUUCAGUAGAUUCAAGAACAGCACUUUCUUCAAAAUUUAAAAAAAUGGAAAGGAAAAAAAAAAAAGAAAACACCCGCCGAGGUUCUGGCGCAAUAUCGGAGACAGGACAAUUUGGAAAAACGUUUAGUCACUAACAAUGCGGUUUUUCAUGCACAGCGUUGAGAUCCUAAAUUAAAAGCGAACCCUUAAGGAAGGGAUAAAAUAGAAGAGGUUGACAGGGGGAACAGCUUUGAAUUUAAAAGAUGAGGGAUGAACGAAGGGAAGGAUAGGGAGUGAAACUGGGGUUGCCGAUAAAAGACUCUAUACCUUAUGGGAGGGGUAGUAGCAUCAUUGUAAUGCCUUAUGGGAGGGGUAGUAGCAUCAUUGUAAUGCCUUAUGGGAGGGGUAGUAGCAUCAUUGUAAUGUCAGUAAAUCAGUUUUUAUCAGCUUUGCUGUGCAACACAGAAGGUUGGUAUACACAUAUCUGUCGCUAACAUCUUGGAGAAUUUGUUUUGAGGAGAGAAGCAGUAGUCCGAUAAAAGCCCCUUGGGGGAUGUAGUAUUCAAGAACAGUUUUAGCUCACCAUACACUGCAACCCUCACACAAAAACUUUUUAUUAACGGAGUUCGCUACAUCUUUCCAAUGGGAGAACAUAGGGGGGUUGAUAAUACUGUAUUUCCCAAAAUAUGACUUGUUGAAAUAUAUUACAACAUUCCUGUUGCAGUACUUGAACAAUCAGGAAACACAAGCCUUAUUAGUACUAGUGAUUUUAAUCCGUUCUAUGAAUAUUUUAUAAUGGAAGUAUGUUGUAACCAUUUUUGUUUUUGUUAUCUGUGUACAUCAUAACCAUUGUAUUUUUGUAUCAUUUUGUAUUCUGAGUGAUUUUUUUUUUUUAACCAUGUUGGAUCAUGUUUUUAUACUUGGCUGCUAUCAUAUUAAAGUACAUGCAAUUUGUACAAGUGAACAUUAAGUAAACCAGGGAUGGAGGACGAUGGUGUCACAAUCACCAUAAUUCAGAACUAUGCAGUGGAAGGGUUUGUAAUUACAUUGGAAGCCAUUUCAUUUAUUAAAAUAAACACAUGAACAAAAGAAGAAUGACAUGAACUCAAUUAAACUGUUGGAAAUAAAUAGGUAUUUCUGCAAGACACAACUCAAUCCAGUAGUUUGCAUGUGUAGCCAUCAAAACCACGAUUGGUCCAGUUCUGUAGCAUUCACUAAAGUACACCACGUUUCUAGAAUUAAGCUACAAGUUACCUUCCGAGGCAAAUUUCCUACAUCAGUGUACUGUAUGGAAGCUCCUGAGAAGAACUGCCAAAAAUACUCAAGAUCUGUGCAUGAUAACUUAUUAAGGACAAAAUAUUUUUGCACUUACGGCAAGUUUACUACACGUUGAUACUGGAUGAAGCACUUUUUCAGGCCUUACAACAGACCUAUCCUAAGACAAAAAUGUUCCAUUAUGCUUCAUUCC